This is a messenger RNA of Pristis pectinata (smalltooth sawfish), 3008 nucleotides long. It is a transcript of the gene mrs2, whose product is annotated as magnesium transporter MRS2. The coding region runs from base 332 to 1645 and encodes 437 amino acids. Lineage: Eukaryota; Metazoa; Chordata; Chondrichthyes; Rhinopristiformes; Pristidae. Gene Ontology annotation, molecular function: magnesium ion transmembrane transporter activity. Gene Ontology annotation, cellular component: mitochondrial inner membrane. The transcript is spliced from 11 exons. Gene Ontology annotation, biological process: mitochondrial magnesium ion transmembrane transport. The record is from RefSeq and is a predicted model, not a curated record.
UCGGCGGAGCUGUUCCUGUGUUGCUGGGGAAAACCUUUUCUGGAAUUUCACCCGGGACGCUCGAAUCUUCGCCCAGUUGGUUGACUUGUAAUUUCCCGGAAGCAGCAAUUGAAAUCCUUUUGACAGACGUCCUUUAUUUAAGUUUAGCAAAGUUGUUUUGAGAGAUCCGCGCAAUUCAUCCUCUCCUGCUUGUGUUUUCUUCCGGGAGAGGAGACUCAGUCAUUGAUUUGGUGUUUCUGCAUCCUUGCACUUUAACUGCUGGAAGAAAUCAUUGCACGGGGUCUCCAUUGUUUUGAAAGCCUUGAGGGAGUUUCAAACGAGAAACUGACGAAUGGAGGUUUGCGGACUGACUCGGUCGUUCCUGCGCGCCUUUAGAGAGGGAGCUGGGUUCGCCUUUAAAAACACGCCUCCUAAAUUGCGAUGUUUUAAACACGGCUCUACCUGUAGGAUGUCAAAGCACUGUGGAAGAAGUAUUUCUGCAUUUCAUACUUGUGUUCUGGGAAUCCAACCCCAACAACUCCGACUUGGAUUAAGCAGGCACUUGCAUGGACAACAGUGUCACAGCAAGGAUUCAUCACAAACUACCCUUGGCAGUGUGAUUCCAGUAUUUUCUGUAGUGAAAUAUGAGAGCACAGGGAACAUAAGCUUCUUUGAACGAAAGAAGACAGAACUAUACCAGGAACUUGGUCUUCAGGCUCGAGAUUUACGAUUUCAGCAUUUGACAAGUAUUAAUAUUAGGAAUAAUUGCAUCAUCCUCAGGAUGGAGAUCCUAAAAGCUGUAAUAACUCCAAAGUAUCUUCUUAUCCUGGAUUAUCAUCAAUCCAACCUGGAGCAUUGGCUUUGGAAGGACCUGGCAUCACAAUUGGCUGGAGAUGGACAACUAGCCACAUAUUCUUUGCCUUUUGAAUUCCGGGCCAUAGAAGCAAUACUUCAGCAUCGGAUUAGUGCUCUGCAAGCAAGACUAAAUGAGUUACAACCUCAGAUAUUAGAGACGUUAGAAGCUCUGGUCAAUCCCAAACAGAUGUCAAUUGAUCGAAGCAAACUGCACAUUUUACUUCAAGACAGCAAAAACUUGUCUGGCUUGGAGACAGAUAUAAAGGUCUUCAAGGAGGUGUUACUGGAGAUUCUAGAUGAAGAGAAGCUGCUAAAAGAACUUUGUCUCACCAGUUGGAGUGAGCAUCAUGUCUUUGACCAGAGUAAUAUAGGAAUUGAUCUCACAGAAGAGAUGGAACUCCUUCUUGAAAAUUACUACCGACAGGCAGAAGACCUAGCCAAUACAGCACGGGAACUGAAGGUGUUAAUAGAUGAUUCUGAGAGCAUCAUUUUUAUCAACUUGGACAGCCAUCGUAAUGUGAUGAUGCGCUUGAACCUCCAGCUGACGAUGGGAACAUUUUCCGUUUCCCUUUUUGGAAUCCUUGGAGUUGCCUUUGGCAUGAAUUUGGAAUCCUCCUUUGAAGAGGACCCCAGGUUCUUCUGGUUGAUAACAGGAAUAAUGUUCCUAGGGAGCGGACUAAUGUGGCGACGCUUACUAUCGUUUCUAGGUCAGCACUUGGAGCCUCCAGCACCCCCAUCGGUGCCAUCUAUCUUGAAAAGGUCACAACUGAUGGGUGGUAGAGUCGACCUGCGGCAUGGUUCAAAAUUAUAAACAUCCAAUCAAGUCAAUACAUUGAUGAUGGACUCUGCAAACUAAACCUGGUAGAACCAGACGGGAAGUAUAAUCCAGCACCAUCCACAAACAGCAACUCAAUUUAGGAAAUAAAUUACGUUCAUAUUCCGGAUUGAAAGGACAAUAUUCCAGCUUGUUAUAUAUCCAUGGUGUGCAAACUUUCCAGUUGGUCUCCAUCACUGUGUAACAUCAGAGUUCAGAAGCCUUUGAGAGACGAAAAAAAAUGUAAUUACCCAAAGCAAAAGAAAUGCAUUGUCCAGAUUAAAGUUUAGUGGGUUAAUGCUUCCUGUAGUCAUGCAUUCCCCUAAUUAACAGAUAAAAUGAGGCCAACAUCUUAUUUAUUAUAUCAUGAUUAUUUGUGCCUUAGAGGUCUUUGGAACCUCCUGGAUCAGUGCUCUUUAGCUAAGAGUAAACAUAGAUGUAGUGGAAGUUGUCAAUAGUUGACUUUUGGAGAUAUUAUUAUUACCACAUUGUUUAGGAGAUAAUAUUAUUACCCAUUCCCCACAUCCUAAUUUAAUUUAUUCCAUCCCAUUAAGGAAUGCCAGUUAUCAUUUGGCUCUGUAGCAUAAGAGUUUAGGAAGUUGAUGCUGGAGGAUUUGGGUAGACCAUCUGCAUUUAAUAGAUAACUAAAGAAAGAAACUGCAGAUCAGUGCAAGAAAAAUGUUUUCAUGCAGCUCCAUAAAAUACAAAUAAAAGCUCAAAGGCCACAAAAACAUAAAAUUUGGCCAGUAGUGAAAAUGUUUAUAAAUGCAUAAAAUAUGGAUUAAUGAACCACUUUUGGGGUCUUGGCUCAUUUUAUGUAGUCAGGGGCCUGGCCAUCUCAAGACCUUGUACUAAUGUAGCACAGAAGGAGGCCUUUCAGCCUAUUGUUUCUGUGAUGGCUCAUUAAUAGUUAUUUAAUUAGUCCACCUCAUUACUUUUCCUGUAGCCAGUUUUCUCCUCCAUCAAGUAUUUAUUCAAUUCCCUUUCAAAGGUUAAUGCUAAAUCAACUUUCCCUACACUUUUAGGCAGCUGAUUUCAGAUCAGAGUAUCUUUCUGUUUGGGGGGGGGGGGGGGUGGGAGGAGCGGUGGUGCGGAGGCAGAGGAAAUAAAGUAUUCUAUCUCACUUUUGGUGCCUUUGUGAAUUAUUUUAAUUAUGCCUUCUUGUUACUGAUCUUUUAACCACUUUACUCAGUUUCUUCUGUCUUUCUGUACAAAGGCCAUUCAUAAUUUUGAAUGCCUGCUCUACAGUAUCUCUGCUCACUUGCUGUCAAAAGCACCUUAAAAUGUCCUUAUCCAAACUAUCUAAAAAUUGUUAAAAUCUAUUCUAGAUUUAAAGAAAUGUUAUUUCCAAAUUAUUUAU